AUGCAACGAGCGGGGCCCGGGACGGGACCGCCACCGGCUGACGGCGGGCGCCUUCCGGCUGACCGUCCCCGCAGGGAGGGACACGCGUCGAGCGGCGCCGCGGCCGCACGGCACGAGAUCGCCUGCACUCGCGGGCCUCCGCCGCCGGAGGGCCCACCGAGCGCUCGCCCCCACCAGCAGGCAGGCAGUCGAGCCAGAGGACGGCUGGCGGACAACAGCACUGCCGGUGCGCGUUCGAGGAGAAAAGGCCAUCAAGGGGAGGAGAGGUGCUGGAUGCAGCGCCACGCGUGCCAGAGACCGCGGCAGCGGGUUGAGGAGAGAGAGCGCAGGUGGGCCCCAGGGGCCGCGAUCCCGCGGCUGAGGAAGGGCAGAGAGGGCGCACUCUCUGCUGGCGUCGCCCAUUACGGCGAGGCGAGCGGGUGGGCCCCCAUGGGCCAUGGACAGGGGGGGACAGGGCACCCCUCCCUGGCGCAGCACGGUUUACCCCCGCGGCGCGGGCGGGACAACGACAGCGACGGAGGAGCGCAGCCGGUGGCAACGGGACAACCACUGCAGGGGAUCGGUGGGAGUAGCUGCUCCCCACCCCUCAGUGGCACCCCGCAUGGCCACCGCCCGGUAUGCCUGCCGCCACCGCCGCCGGCGGGCCACGCUGAGCCGCCCAAGUCUUUAAACUGCCGCCUGCCCCCGCCGGCCCCUUUUGGCAAACCCACAGCAUUUGACGAUGCCGAGGGAAAAAAACUGGGGGGACCGCCGAGGCGCGGAGCGCUAGGUACCUGGCCCUGGGGCGAGGGAAACGACCUGCAUGGCCCCACCGGGGUGCCUCCCCUGCUGCUGCCUUUGGGGAGCGUACACUGGCGGGGGCGCGCCUGA
Messenger RNA from Agelaius phoeniceus (red-winged blackbird), 870 nucleotides. The record is from RefSeq and is a predicted model, not a curated record. Lineage: Eukaryota; Metazoa; Chordata; Aves; Passeriformes; Icteridae.